Molecule: messenger RNA, 1645 nt
Organism: Hevea brasiliensis (rubber tree)
Lineage: Eukaryota; Viridiplantae; Streptophyta; Magnoliopsida; Malpighiales; Euphorbiaceae
Exons: 4
Coding region: 87-1316 (409 amino acids)
Biological process (GO): regulation of DNA-templated transcription
Cellular component (GO): nucleus
Molecular function (GO): zinc ion binding
Source: RefSeq, a predicted model, not a curated record
CGAUCUCGGUUGGCUCUUUGAGGUGUGACCCCGUGUGUUUGUGUGCGCGCGCGCGCGUGAGAGAGAGAGAGAGAGAGAGAGAGAGAAUGGAGUCACCAGGACAGUGGCUGGAAAAUGCUCUGGUAGAUUUGUGCAAGAGAAUAGAGACGGGUUUGGAUUUGGAUAGGGAAAUAAUCUCCGGCUUAGUCUCUUACUGCGAGCUCGCUCAGCCCCUUGAUGCCAAAGAGUAUCUUGAUAAUAUCAUUGGGCAGGAAGCAGGAAAAAGCGUGAUUGAGGAAUAUUUACAUCGUAGAGGUCAUUCAGAUGUUGGCAGCAGCACACCAGCUGUCCAAACCUCAAAAUUUCAUGCUUAUGUCAAACCAUCAACAAACAAUGGUUCUGAAAGUGGAACCAAGAAACCAGUUAGAUCAGCUAAAGAUGUUGCUGUCUCUGGUUAUCAGAAUGAACCGAGGAAAGUUUCAGUUCCCAGUUAUCAGGCAGAACAAAAGAAGAACGCUAUUUCCAUUUAUCAAGAACAUAAGGUUUCAACCGAGGCAAGUGAGUCAAGCCAGAAGGGGAUCCAAGGUCAUUCUAGGAAGAAAAAGGCUGGGAAAGUCAUUUCGCUUGCAGAGGCUGCUAAGGGGUCAAUUGUGUUCCAACAUGGGAAACCAUGUUCUUGCCAAGCUCGUCAACACAGACUGGUAAGCAAUUGUUUAUCUUGUGGCAAGAUAGUUUGUGAACAAGAAGGAGAGGGGCCUUGCAGCUUCUGUGGUGCCCUUGUUCUAAAGGAGGGGAGCACCUAUGCUGGUAUUGAAGGAAAUUUGGCUCCCCUAUCAGAUGCUGAAGCAGUAGCUGAAGCUUAUGCAAAAAGGCUUGUUGAGUAUGACCGAAACUCUGCAGCACGUACAACUGUUAUUGAUGACCAAAGUGAUUACUAUGAGAUUGAGGGCAACAGUUGGCUGUCAAAAGAGGAAAAGGAACUUUUAAGGAAGAAACAACAGGCGAUAGAAGAAGCUGAAAGAGCGAAGCGAAAUAAAGUAGUUGUGACUUUUGAUUUAGUUGGGCGCAAGGUCUUGGUAAAUCAAGAUGAAGUUUCAGAACAAGAGUCAGAGAACAGAAUAUUACGGCCACCAGAUGAAAGAGACAGAGAAAUGAAUCGAAUUAAACCAAAUCCGACUCUUACAAUACAACCAAUCUUCAUGGAUCCUGGCCCUAGCACAAAGCCUAUGAAGGGUAAGGAGCGAGACAAGGUCCUUCCAAAUGGUUUACGCUUGGAAGUCACUGGGAGGGUACAGCAUGAUAGCAAUCAAUUGAAAUAUUUUAUGAUGGACACGUGACAACCAGUUAUAAACAGAAAAUGUGCGGCAUUGACCAGGUCCAUUAGUGAAUAGAGGUGUGCUUGUGGAAAGUGAAAACGAAUAUUCUCUGGAUGGCCAUUGAAGUCAAGGUUCAGCUUUUGUUUCUCUCUGCAAAAAUCUCUUGCUUGCUAAGGGUUUUAUAACUUUUGUUUCACCAGCAGGUAGGAGCACUGCAAAUUGAAGUUGUAUUUACCAUCGUUGAAUUAGAAGUAGCUAUGCUAAUACCCAUUUCAUCUACCAAUAAUUUUUUGUUGCGAAAAAUAUCAGGAUUUUUUAAGCAGUCAAUUGUAACAACGUUGUAUGUGUGA